AUGGAGGUUUCUAGUGAAGAAGACGUGGGGUUUAUCACCACAACCAACAAGCUCAUCUCAAAGUCCAUUAAGAAAGGUGAAAUCAUUGUGUUCUCGAAAGGUUUGGUGCAUUAUCAGAAGAACAGUGGAGAUAAGCCUGCUUUAGUGCUUUCUGCUUUCAACAGGCAACUUCCUGGAACAUUUUCUGUAGCACGAAAAUCACAAUACUACCUCGGUUCAGGUCCCAACCGAGGCAGUAGAAUCCGAGAUAUUGACUCGGUUCAGCAGGAACCGAGGCAUAAUCCUACCGCUUUUUGA
Molecule: messenger RNA, 297 nt
Organism: Vigna angularis (adzuki bean)
Lineage: Eukaryota; Viridiplantae; Streptophyta; Magnoliopsida; Fabales; Fabaceae
Product: germin-like protein subfamily 2 member 2
Exons: 2
Coding region: 1-297 (98 amino acids)
Biological process (GO): regulation of root development; plasmodesmata-mediated intercellular transport
Cellular component (GO): cell wall; plasmodesma
Source: RefSeq, a predicted model, not a curated record